Messenger RNA from Triticum aestivum (bread wheat), 1183 nucleotides. RefSeq lists its product as uncharacterized. Lineage: Eukaryota; Viridiplantae; Streptophyta; Magnoliopsida; Poales; Poaceae. The record is from RefSeq and is a predicted model, not a curated record. The transcript is spliced from 5 exons. Bases 229 to 594 code for a protein of 121 amino acids.
CAGAAGUUGCCUCCAAAAAAAAAAAAGAAAAAGUGGCGGGGUGGCCGGCGAGCCUGCUUUCGGUGGAGUGGAGUGGAGCGGAGCGGAGAGCGAGCCUCCACUGUCGGCGGCGCUGUCGCCGUCGCCGUUGCGGUCGAGGGUUCGCGCGCGCGCGCGGUGGCGUUCUAAUCUGGCCCUGCUGGGCUCUGGUGGCGGUGUUUAAUUCGGCGGCGGAGGAGGGGGAGGGAGAUGGUGGCGGCGGCGCCGCGCGCCACGCGGAGGUCGUUCAGGGACUCGCUGGAGGCCGACAUCCAGCGCGCCAACAGCCUUGCUCUGCCGCAGGGCGUCGGACUGUUCGCCGGACUACGACGGGGCGUGCCUGCAGAUGCGCAUGUCCUACAGCCCCGCCGCGCGCCUCUUCCUCUUCCUCCUGCAGUGGACCGACUGCAGCCUCGCCGGCGCCCUCAGGAUCCCCAUCUAGGACAAGGUUUACGUGGGCGGCACCACAACCAUUUGUCCACCCACGAAAGGAAACCCAGCACCAAGGAAUUCUUUCUACGCUGUGAUGCUUCCCUCCCUCGUGCAACUGGAGCACGGGAUCAGCGACACCGAUGACCUGAGGCAGAGGGCGGUGUGCUCCGAGAGGUGCAGGACGAGAGACGGCGAGGAGGAGGAUAGCAAGAGGCUGGUCUCUGAGGUCGACGCUGAGAUAGAAGAGGAGUGUGGGCUGUGCUGCAUCCACGACAUGUGCAUCGAGUGCUACCGCCAAUGCAUGCUAUAUUCCAAGUCGGUGGAGGCAUCAUCAUCUGAUCGAGUACGGAGACAAGCUAUUGCCAGUAAUUCUGAGUCAUCUGGGAUACAGCCAAGACCGACGUCGUUGUUGUUGUUGUUGUUGUUGUUGUUUAGACAUUGUCGCGCGUUAAUGGACUACCGGUCAUGAAUAUUUACAUGCCAAAAGUACUUCAAUUUUGGUAUACUCCUAGUCCUAUUAACAAGAAGGUGGAGGGUUUUGUUGCGACGGCCGGUAAAAGAUGCAGCUACAGGACCUUUAUGUGCGUAUCAAGAUAAACACAUAUGAGAUCCUUUAUGUGCACGUGAUUGCUUUGGUAGGCAUGUGAUGCACCAAGGAGAAGAAGGGUCCGAAUCUUUUUCUAAUAACUUGUUCCAUUCCAUGCAAUGCAAGGAGAAGAAUCCCAACGUGACA